UAGAGUUAAAACAACAGGCUGUGAUCCUGCUCUUUCCAUUUUACAGAUAUUUGAAUGCAGCAUCAUUUCUUGGGCUUCAAAACCCUGAAGCAGAACAUAUAAAAACAACCCUUUUCUCAAAAAAAGUCAGGCCUCUGAUAGUCCAGUAAAAAACACAAAGAUAAAAAAACAGCCUGACGCUGACUAUCAUAUACCUGAUGCUAGAUUUACUGCCUUGUUCUCUGAUUUCCCAUCUCAUAAUGGAUUCAUCUACUAUCAUUUAUUUAUCACACCCCUCUCCAGGAGUGAAAGACCAACAGACUUCUCCCUAUAGCUGUCUUCUCUUUCUAUCAUUGCACAACCACACCCAGUCUCUUCUCCGUCCAUCACUUAGAGACAUUCGUUCUUAUUUGUUACAGUUAUCUGUCCAGACAGACGAUCUCUCUGCUGAAGACCAACCCCACUAUUGAUCUGCUCCAGCAAAAAUAUCUCCUUCUCUUUCCCUCUCUCUCAGCUUCCACUCAUCCCUUUCUCACUCUCAUGCUGGACCGUUGGGAGGAAAGUGAGGAUUCAUGGAGUCAAAGACCAGGGAGCGGGAAACAAGGAAGAGGAGGAAGACGAUUACAGGGGUGAGGAGGACUUCCUGUGAAGAUGCCAUGAGCUAAAUCAUAUUACAGACACACCUUUGCUACAGCAGUUCCUUCCAGGUGGACUUAAAGCCAUCCUGGACCCACUUGGAGAAAGGGCAAAACGAUUUCUUAGAGCCAAGGAGUAAAGGACCACAACCUACACACUCCUUUCCAUGCCAUUCAACCCCAUUCCCUUGAAAUAAAAACAAAGGAGGACCAUAAUGCGAGACAAAGGAGAGAAGUGGCGGGCCAGCCGCACAAGAGAAGUCCUGUCCCGUGAUGACUUGUUGUUUCUCCUCAGUAUGUUAGAGGGAGAGCUACAGGCUAGGGAUGAGGUAAUUGCUGUGUUGAAAUCCGAGAAGAUGGAUCCGGUUCUACUUGGGGCCCGAUACAGUUUUGGUGGACCAGAAAAGGUGCUCCGUGCCCUGCAGAGAGACUCCCUCUGGGCCCAGCAGGACCACCUGCAGGAUGUGUACAAAAAACCAAUUGCUGAGCUCAACCACUUUGUGGAGGCUCAGAGGCACUCGUCCAAACAGAUGAUGGAGGGAUUCCUGGAGGUAUCUCGCUCUCACAGCAGGGCUCUAUGCAAGCUAGAGGAGCAAGAGAGGAGCCACAGGGCUCUAAUCCAUAAGAGCGACUGCCUGACCACUCUGCUGGAGCAGGACAGAGAGAGAUGA
Molecule: messenger RNA, 1285 nt
Organism: Labrus mixtus (cuckoo wrasse)
Lineage: Eukaryota; Metazoa; Chordata; Actinopteri; Labriformes; Labridae
Product: filamin A-interacting protein 1-like
Exons: 5
Coding region: 830-1285 (151 amino acids)
Source: RefSeq, a predicted model, not a curated record